AUGUCACUUUCUAAUAAAGUAUGCAAAAGUCUUGAAAAACUAUGGAUUGAGGAAAAACUUUGUAACUUUACAAUACAAAUCGAUGACGUGUCUAUCAAAUGUCAUAGCAUUAUUCUUGGAGCGUGCUCGCCAUUUUUUCUCGGGCUGCUGCAGUCAGAAAUGAAAGAAGCCAACGAGGGACAUGUAGUUCUACAAAAUGUAUCAGUCUCCACCUUUCAGUUAAUCCUGAAAACUUUGUACACCGGUGAAGACAUGUUGAGUCUUGACAACUUCAUAGAAAUCUGGCACGCUGUACACAUGCUUCAAAUUGGCUUUCUUGUAGAGUUAUGUGAAUCAUUCGCUGCUAAAAACAUAAAUAUUGAAAACUUCAGAGAAAUCUUCUUUAGUGCUAAGUUGUUCGACUCUAUAUCAGUGCAGUCGUCAGUCAAACGUUUCAUGCUCCAAAAUUUUACUACUAUUUAUGAAACCAAACUAUACUUAGAGUUAGCAUGCGAUGAAAUGUUUUGUUUACUUAGCAGUAACGAACUUCAUUUUGACAGUGAAUAUCCUGUUCUAGAGAUGGUCUUAAAAUGGGCUGAAUACAAACCUCAUUUUAACAAUUCUGAAGAGACAUGGAACGCCCCGGGAAACAAUAAAAAGAUCAAGUCGUCAACUCCAGUUAAUGUGAAUUCGAUACACUCGGACUCGAAAUCCAACAGUUCGAAAAAUGUUAGUACGGAAAGAUUUGAUGAACUUGAUGUGUUACUGAGUCAAGUAAGAGUCUGUGUUAUUCGCCCGUGUUUACUUAUGAAUGUUUUAGAACAUCGUCUCAUUAAACGUAACGAUAAAGCACGUCAGAUAAUCGUCUCAUCUCUCGUAAAACAGAUGUCUUUUCGUCAUGGACAAUGGCCGACAGAGGGUAUUUACAGACAGUUUCAUGAGUAUGGGAACUAUGUUGUUUACUUUUCAUACGCUUCUCGGAGGUUCGUAAUAGUGGAUCCUUGUGAUGGGAAAAAAUAUACUCUGAAGGAAUGUGUCUGGUUAAACAGAAACACUCAGAUGAUUGUUUUUGACACUGAGUUCUACGCCACUGGUAUACAAUUUUUUUUUCAGAAUAAAAGUAACAUGUUCGUUUACACUAAAAACUCAUGGUCAGUUGUGUCGGCGAUGCCGGCAGUAGACGUUUUACUAGCAAGCAACGAACAAUUCAUAUACGUUACAUGCUUUGUGGAAGGCGAAACACAUGUAUUUAGAUUAAAUCCCAAAUGUAAAACUACUAAUGUCGAAAAAUUUACAACCCUUCCUGUAAAUUCUGGUGUAACGCAUGUUAUGAGCUAUCAAAUUUAUCUCGUCUACUUCUGUACUGAAACUGUCAAUGGCAUCAACGAAACAGCCGUCCAUAUGUUAGACCUUCAGGAGAAAAGCUGGACAAAACUGGACAACCUUAAUGGACCAGCUAAAAACAUCAUCAGUUUUCGUAACGACGACAACCACUUUGUGCUGCAAACAAACGGCAACAUGUGGGUUUUGAGAGUAACGAGUGAAAAUAUCAGAUUCAAUUAUGUAGCAAAACUGUGGAGUUUAGACCACGAUCUGUACGGAGCUGUCGUUUACGGUUAUAAACUGCACAUAUUUUACUACAACCCUGAAAGAAAUACAAGGGACAACUUUGUGUGUGCAUUAGACAUGUUUCAUUCAAUUUUGUACAGUGAAAUGAGUCUGGCCUGCUCCACUUGUAUUCCAGUUGUGCUACCAAAAUCUUGUCUUUCAUAA
Messenger RNA from Physella acuta, 1752 nucleotides. Its product is annotated as kelch repeat and BTB domain-containing protein 8-like. The record is from RefSeq and is a predicted model, not a curated record. Gene Ontology annotation, molecular function: protein binding. NCBI's taxonomy places the organism in Eukaryota, Metazoa, Mollusca, Gastropoda, Physidae.